Messenger RNA from Monascus purpureus, 900 nucleotides. The record is from the annotation of a GenBank genome assembly. NCBI's taxonomy places the organism in Eukaryota, Fungi, Ascomycota, Eurotiomycetes, Eurotiales, Aspergillaceae.
AUGAGCCGUCCAACUCUCAUUGAUAUUCCCCCUCCUUCUGACCCUGUCACGCCGUCAGAUAUGGGACCAGGAACCCCCAAUUCGGGCACUACGUCCUUGUCCGCUCUGUCGACUACAGCCAUUAAAGAUGGACAUCAUGGUCAGCCUUAUCCUCACAGCCGUCAUGCGCAUCACUCCUCCUCAGCUUCUAUGGCAUCCACCACGACUCUCGAGGCAGAGCGGGCCGACCGCAUCUCCCGUCUAGCGGGAUUGGAGCGUGUCGCCACGGGUCGCGCUGGUAGCCAACUGUUGGGAACGCCUUCGGGUAACGCCGUUCAAGCUGCGCACGCCUCCGGGUACUUCGAUGGGCAGCAAAGUAUCAAGGAAAGGAGCACGGUUGGCAGCGCUAGCGCGACGGGCAGCAUUGGUGGUCGCACCACUUGGGCCAGUGGUAGUGACGGGUUAGAUCUCGAUAAGAUGAGCGAGGAUCCCGACGACGAGGUUUCGAGCGUGAGCAAUGUCAGUGACGAGGGCGAUGCCAGCUUGGUUGGCUUUGGAGAAGGCGCUAGCAGCACAGUCAGUGGACCGACUUCGCAUCCUGGGCUCCUCAGUAGGAUGUCCUCUGGAUCGCAUCCCAGCUCAGGAAGCCCCAUGCUCAACCGUACGAACGCCGCGAUCCCGUCCUACAUGCAGCGUACCAGCGAAAGCCCGAUGUUUCCCGCUUCGCCGUCUCCUGGCGGAUCUACUAAUAUACCGGAGACAUUGCAGGAUGCCCGCAUGGUAGACGGGAUGACAUACGACCCAAACGUUGUGGAUACGACUGUGAGAACACCGCGACUUGUGUCGGAAGAGGGUCGAAGUGGUAUCCCAGGACAAUUGGGUGCGUCAUCAUGGAGAGUCACUCAUGCGCGUAAUAACUAG